AUGCGGUUUUGCUCUGUUUUGGUGCGUUUUCUGGUCCGUUUUGGUGCAUGCUCUGUUUCGGUCUUAGCAUACUCUGUUUUGGCUGUCUACUACUCCUCUGUUCAGGUGCCAAAAAUGUGGGAAAUUGGUGUGUCCAUCACUAGCUGGGAUGUUCUGAAAAGAAUGUUUCGGGAGAAAUUUUUCCCUGCCUCAAGGACCACUGCAAUUAGAAAGGAUAUAUCAGGGAUCAGGCAACUUGGCGGAGAGAGCUUGUAUGAAUACUGGGAGAGAUUUAAAAAAUUAUGUGCAAGCUGUCCCCACCACCAGAUUUCUAAGCAGCUCCUAUUGCAGUACUUUUAUGCGGGCCUGAAUAGCAUGGAGAGAAGUAUGAUUGAUGCUGCCAGUGGAGGAGCUCUUGGUGACAUGACUCCGGCUGAGGCUAGACACUUAAUUGAAAAAAUGGCCUCCAAUUCUCAACAGUUCAGCGCCAGGAAUGAUGCUAUUGUGCUAAGGGGAAUUAAUGAUGUAGCUGCUGAUUCUUCUUCAUCUGCAGAUAGGAAGCUUGAGGGGAAGCUUGAUACCUUGGUCAGUUUAGUCACUCAACUUGCCAUGAACCAGAAAUCUUCAUCUACAUCUGUGGCAAGGGUUUGUGGCAUUUGCACGUCAAAUGACCAUCAUACAGAUUCGUGUCCAUCAUUGCAGCAGCCUUCUGAUGUUCAUGGUCCUCAAGCCUAUGCUGCAAAUAUCUACAAUAACAGACCAGCGCAGCAACAACAGCAACAAAAUUACGAUCUAUCCUCCAAUAGAUACAAUCCUGCUUGGAGAAAUCAUCCCAACUUGAGGUGGGAAAAUCUCAACAACAGCAGCAGCAAAAUCCACCACCUUUCUAGAACCAUCCCUCAAGUUCUUCAUACCAGCCCCCUCAACAGAGACCUCCUCUUGCACCUGCAGCCCAACCAACUCAACCUUCUACUUCUAAGACUUCAUUGGAGGAGUUGGUUAGGCAGAUGA
Cajanus cajan (pigeon pea) is the source of this 990-nucleotide messenger RNA. NCBI's taxonomy places the organism in Eukaryota, Viridiplantae, Streptophyta, Magnoliopsida, Fabales, Fabaceae. The record is from RefSeq and is a predicted model, not a curated record.